AAUUCAUAACAAAAAAUUAUAAUAAAGAUUUAAAUAUAAAACUAUUUGAAUAAAAAAAACAUGACUGAAGGACAAUCUAACUUCCUUACAGAGAUAAAUUAGGAUAAAGAUUAAUGUGCUUCUAAAAAUCUUCGCCAUCGCCAAGAAAUAAACGCUAAUCGCUUUGAAUAAGUGGCUUUCUUUGAGGAGGAGCCAUCGGAAAAAAAAUCCAAGCACACCUAAAAGUAAAAGAAGAGCAUACUUUCUGAUUCAGACUCAAGCUCAGACAAUGAUUCAUCUGAGAACGAAGGGGAUGAAAAUGAUGAUUCAAGCUCAGAAUCAUCUUGCUAGAGUGACAGCUAUAGUGAAGAAUAUAACAUUUGGGAUAAUAGUGAUUUUGACAUAUAUGGAAUUGAUCUUGACAAUCUUAAAUUUUGCAAUAACGAAGAAUAGAAGUUUUUUACUUUAUACAAAUUGAGAUAUUGCUAAAUAAGAGAGUUUUUAACUAAAACUUUAACAUAAAAAUAACAUUAAGAUAUUAAUGUAAAUAUUUUAAAAAUUGUGAAAGCUCUUUCUCAAAAUAAAGUUUUAAAAAUUUAAUGUCAUAACUACAAUUAUUUUCAACCUCUUUAACAGAACAAAGCUUACUAAAAAUUUGCUUAACAUUUUGGUAAUUAUAAAAACACAAGAAAAAUUUAAUAAGCUUAAUAAAAGUCCUAAUAUAUAUAGAAACUCAAAGAUAAAAGUUCAUUUUAGAAAAGCUUUAUAAUCAAAUAAUUUGAAGGGAUCAAAGCCCCAGCGAAUAGGGCUUCUUUCUCAUCCAGCUAAAAGGAAAUAUCUCCCUAGCCUUAUUUUUUAACAUUGAGAGAGUCUCAUAAUGGAAAACCAAAUUAAAUGACAUUAAUAACUAAAAACAGAUGCGAUUCCUCCUAACAGACUUAAGAUACUUUUAACUCUUAAACCAAACGCACUCUUAAGGAUUUUGAAAUAGAUUCCGAUUAAAAAGAAACAAAAUAAAAAUAAUCUUAAUAGUAAGCUGUAAGCAAGCAAACUAAUAACAACUUUCAAAUCACAUCUCUAACAGACAUAGGAGACCUUAAUGAAUAACAUAAGUAAAUUGACACACUGUCUCACGCUCUUAAUUAAACUCCUCAAAAAAAAUUUUUAAUAUCUCAUAUUUAAACAAAUAACUAAAUCAGUAAAACUGCAAUUCAUUUAAGUUGUACUUCAACGCCUUUACUUCCCUAGUAAAAAAAUUUAUUAAAAUCAAUAAACCAAUCUCCAAAUACAUAUUCAGAUUCAAUUAGCAAUAAGAUAGACAAUACUUUCCAAAAUCAUAAUAGUUAAAAGUAGCCACAAUUAAAUAAUUUUGUAAAUUGCGAUAGCCAAUAAAUAGAAUAGAACUAGUAAAUUAAAACUCUAAACAUAUCAACUUCUCCCUUUAUUUGUUAAAAUUUGAUAGACUUCUCUCCUAAAAAUAAGACAAAACAAAGAAUCCUCCCGCAUAUUUAAAUGAAUAUUCCUCCUAGGGAGUCAUAACAUAAUAAUAGUAAUAAUAGCAAUUGCUAUUACUAAUUGAAUAACUCUUAAAUGAUAAAACUCUAUAAUACAAAGGCUAAUAGUAGUUUGUCAUGUUCACGUAAAUAAACAAAUUUAAAUUUUAAGAUUCCUUUAACAUCUUAUAAGUAAUUUGAUAAAGUUCCUGAUUUAAAAUAGAUAAAAUAAGUUAAUUAAAAUAAUUCAAAUAUCAAUAAAAUAACUUAAAUAAGAUCUACUUCAAAUUAUACUAAUUCAGAUCAGACACCUUAUAAUUUCAAUGAAUCCACCUUACCAAGUACACCUCUAUCAAUUUUAAAUAGAUUACCUGAAUAAUCAAUUGAGUCUACUUUUUCAAAACACCUAGAAAAGUAGUCCUUUAAAAAAGUAGAGAAUUAGUAGGAUGCUCUUCUUUAAUCUCCUAAACAAGAUUCUUCAUAGUUAUCAAAAAUGAAAAUGUCUUCUAUUUAUAAUUCUUCAUCUGCUAAUAUAAAUAAUAAAUUAGUAAGAUAGAAAUAGGUGCUUGUAUAGAAUUAAUCAUAUGGCACUCUUUUGCACAUGCAAAGAGAAGGUGAGCAAAGGUAAACAACUAUCUAAUCUGUAAAUUAAGAGUACAUGAUCUGCAACGCAGAUGAAAACCAAAAUAAAAAUAUUACAAAUACUAACUAAAGCGAAAUGAACAAGAUCAUUGGCGGAGCAUCAAAAAAUAAUAAUAAUCAAAUCUACUACCAUUAAAUUUAGAAAAAUAUUUUCAAAAAAACUUUCUUUAAAAAUCAAUACAUAAACAACUCUUCUACUAUAAACAAAUAAUUGGUUGAAAAUUUUAAAUAAAUUAUCCAAAAUUGA
This is a messenger RNA of Tetrahymena thermophila SB210, 2361 nucleotides long. RefSeq lists its product as hypothetical. The record is from RefSeq and is a predicted model, not a curated record. Lineage: Eukaryota; Ciliophora; Oligohymenophorea; Hymenostomatida; Tetrahymenidae. The transcript has a single exon.